AUGCACUCUCCCAAGAAAAAAAACCUAUAGCAAUACACACCAAACUGAGACUGUGCAGAGUGACUCCACACGAUAUGUCUUAUCAGGAGAUAAGAGAGGAACAGUGAAAUAAGGGGAGGAUCAGAGAAGUCGGGAUCAAACGGCCUUUUUACACAAUGCAGGGGAUUAACCCCUCAGGUUCCACAGUAAGUAUAACAAGCAUGCUUUACUGCCAGGGGCAGACUGACAACUCAUGGGGCCCCCGGGCAACAGGGGAUCAUGGGGCCCCUGUGUCCUUGCCCAAACUCAAAAAAAGCGUA
Staurois parvus is the source of this 299-nucleotide messenger RNA. The record is from the annotation of a GenBank genome assembly. Lineage: Eukaryota; Metazoa; Chordata; Amphibia; Anura; Ranidae.